CCGAGAUGUGGGAGUGGUGAUUGCUGUGUUUAUAACUGGUAGAGCAGCUUUGCAGCGGGCUCCACUGUCAUCGCGUCCACUCCACACUGCAGCUUCGCCGCGGAGGUGAGUUACUAUUUACUCUGUUACCCCCUGCGGACCUGACAGCGCAGGAGUUUUCAUUUAUCAUCCAGCUUCAACACAACUGUAAGACUAAACGACCCAUGAUAGCAUCGCGGAGACAUCUAGGCUAUUUGACGUUUGUGUUUACAUCUGGAGGACUUUAAGAUCGGCGGUGUUUCUGCCUCCGCAUGGACAUGAAGAACAUGAGAGAGUACAUGAGCUGGCUCUACUACCAGUAUCUGCUCAUCACUGGGAUCUAUGUGCUGGAGCCGUGGGAGCAGUCUAUCUUCAACACCGUGCUCUUCACUAUGGUGGCCAUGGUCAUUUACACCUCCUAUGUGUUUGUGCCCAUCCACGUGCGGCUGGCGCUGGAGUUCUUCUGUGAGCUGGUCGGAGGACAGCCCGAAAGCACAGUGGCCCUCAUGACCUGAAGAUGCGGCAGCGUUUCGAUCCAUCACUCAGGAAAGAAAGCAGAAGCCAGAUGAAAUGAAAAGGUCUUUUUGCAAAAGCCCCUUCAAGUCUUCCACGUUUGACUCGCUUCCUGCUCCAUCCUGGGAGUUUGCUAUUCAAUGGAUUUUUAAUGGGUGGUGCUUCGUAUGGGACGUCUGCCGCAGACUGACUCAAUGGCAAUAUUGAGAUUAACAGGGAAGUUCACUCAAAUAAUGAAAAUGUACUCUCUAUUUACUUUCCCUCAAGGGGUUCCAAAGCUUUAAGAGUUUCUUCUCGUUAAGAGUUUACUUUCUUCUGUUGAACACUAAAGAUAUUGUGAAGAAUGCUGGAAAACCAUUGACUUCCAUAGUAGGACAAACAAAUACCAUGGAAGUCAAUGGUCAGAGGUUUCCAGGAUUAUUUACAAUGUCUCUCUUAGUGUAUAACUGAAGAAAAGAGUGAAGUAAAUGAUGGUAGAAGUUUCAUUUCUGAGUGAACGAUCCCUGUAAUGUCCUUGUCAUCACUGGUUGAUAAUAAGGAAAUCGUUAUUCAUAGUCAUCUUCACACAGUUCGUGUAAACACAUUUGUUUUUAUUGUAGCCGCUUCAGGUUUGGUUUCUGUGCCGCCUUUGCAGUGUAAAGAAGCCUUAUGACUCUGUAUUAGGAGUCCUUGAUCUGACUGAGAUAUGCUGAUUUUAUUUCCCUCACAAGGCAUUUAUUAUUACAUAUACAUUUUUAUAAUUCUUUAUUUUAUAAUCAUCUAUGCAAUGUGUGACCGGUGCACAUGAAGAUGCAGCACAUUCUCAAUGCUGACACUUUUACAAUCCCACCCACUGCAGCGUGGAGGUGUGUGAAAACAGUAUACCGUCACUCGAUCAUUUUGACUUGUUUUUACCCUCAAGAACGUUCCUCGUUUGAAGUAUACCAGGACCUUUAGUGAGACGUGAUUGGUUGAAAACAGCGCACACGCUGAGGUCAUAGUGCGAACACCGAUUGAAUCAUCCACAUGACCACACUGUACUCAGAGUUUUAUACACUCUACAGAAAGUUUGGGCUUCAGUCACCUGACACUGCAUUUUUGUGUGGACAAACGGUGAAACCGCAUAAAAAAGUGCGACUCUGAAAACACCCGUGUUCAUGUGGACAGGGCCUGAGCAUCAACAUGUGACGAAUCUGCAGUGAGAAUGUUGAAAGAUAUGGUGAAGUUCAUUUAUAAACGAAUUUCGAGAGGAUCACGUGCUUAGCUGUUCCAACUUUAGCUAAUUAUCCUACUAGAUGUUCUUUAACUCUCAUCUCGAAAUCUUCGUCUUGAAGAUACCCCCCCCACCCAACCCUACUUUCCCUCCUUUCAAACGGUGGCCAUUGAUUAGAGCUGUUGCCUCACAGCAAGAAUGCCCCUGGUUUAAUCCCCUUCCAAACCAGGCAACAUUUCUGUGCGGAGUUUUGCUCGUUCUCCCCGUGAUCGCGUGGGAGUCGUCCGGUUUCCUCCCACAGUCCAAAAACAAGCCCCCUAAACAAUUAAUCCAAAAUAUUUUAGCCGAACUCUGAGUACACCUUCUCAGCAUCCAUAUCUGACACUUAGCUACAAUAAGCAAGAGGGGGAGUCAUCGAGAUCUACCUGAGCUCAAACUCCCCUCUCGCCUUGCAACGGGAGGGAGCCCAGGGCUCGAGGAUCUUAUAAGCUCAGGGCUCUUUCCCGGGACAGCACGCCAAACAAGCGUUCUUAUCAAUCAUAAGCUAAGUGUGAACUCUUGAAAGCAGGUUUAACGUGCGCUGCACUCGAUCACAGCUCUUUGAAUGCUCGUCAUCCAUCGCUCCUGCCGUCUGAUAUAGAGUUGCAUCAGUUGUUUGCAUGACAUCUGGAGGUUUUCAUCAAAUUAUUGGCACUUGAAUGUUCAUUGUAAUGUUUUCAACUACUAAUAAGAAUGUAGUUAUGUUAGCCGAGAGGCUGAACACAUUUUAAAUCCUGCUCACAGAUUUCCCAGCUAAUCUAGAGCAGUGGUUCUCAAAGUGGGGGUCGGGACCCCCUGGGGGGUCACGGGACAAUGACAAGGGGUCACUUGGGGAUAUCCAAAACUCAAAUAAAUGUUAUUAAACUAUUAAAAUUACCAUAUUUUAUUCAUAACCGACCGAAUAUAAAGAAACAACAACAUAAAAAUAACAAUCAGCCAUCAGCCUUUAAUUUUCAAAGCAAAAUGUAAUUAAAUCCAUAAAUGACUUUAAAAAACAUUAUCUGGCUAAUAGACUGUUGCAUUUUUGUGUUGUCAAUAAGCUCAUGUUUAUAUUUGCCUAUAGUUGUCUGCAACGUUUACAUAUUUACAGUACAAACACCUUGAAAAAUGGGGGUCGCGAGCCACUGAUAUGAUUAUUUUUGGGGUCACAGGCUGAAAAGUUUGGGAACCCCUGAUCUAGAGCACUGUUUUGCUGAGUUAUGAAUGGUUAUCAAAGUUUGUUUCAGCUUUAAGUGAUGUUUUUGUAUUUUUCUUAACUGUCAAUGUGACGCCAUGAGAUUCCUCUUGAUUUGAUGACAACUUUUACAUGGGUAUAAUGUAUUUUUGAGAAAUAAAAGAAUUCGCCAUA
Messenger RNA from Danio rerio (zebrafish), 3110 nucleotides. It is a transcript of the gene sptssb, whose product is annotated as serine palmitoyltransferase, small subunit B. The record is from RefSeq and is marked validated. Gene Ontology annotation, cellular component: endoplasmic reticulum membrane. Lineage: Eukaryota; Metazoa; Chordata; Actinopteri; Cypriniformes; Danionidae. Gene Ontology annotation, biological process: sphingolipid metabolic process.